AUGAUGAUUACGAGGAGAUUGAUACAUACGUCCAAGCCAAGAUUAUCCCUUUUAAGUGAUUGGUUUGGACAAAAGAAAACCUCAGAACCUGUUAAACCUCAGGAGCCAAAAGUUAAGAAAGAUUUAAUCAAAGAUCAAGAUGAUUUCGAGACUAGUCAAUCCAAGAUAGUUUUCUUAAAUCGUGAUAAUUCACCUAAUAUCAAGAAAUUCAAUGCUGAGGUUGAUAUGCCAGACUUUAAAAUAACUACAUGGAAAUCCAAAAACUUAACUCGUCAAGAAAUAGAAAAUUCUUAUGAUGCAAAUUAUAUAAAUUCCAAAUUAUUAGACAUUUACAAAUCUUUAAAGAAUGAAGAACCGACUUUAAAUACUGAAUUAUCGGAUUUAUCUUUCAGAUUCCAAUAUGCCAAAACUGUCCAAUCAGAAUUAGGUAUUGACAUUCCAGAUUUAAGUCUUACCAAAUCUCAUACCAUUUCCAUAUUAAAUGAUGAAAUCUUAAAUAUUAUUUCCAAAAGAUUUAAGAGUGAAAGAAAUCCUAACGAUAUCAAUUUGAGACCUGAAGAUUUCAACGCUUCUAAUGUUUAUGUUAACCAAGAAUUAAAUGAAGCUCAACAAGCAAAGAAAUUUAAAGAAUUAGUUGAAAAAGCUAAACAAGAAUUAUAA
This is a messenger RNA of Yamadazyma jaroonii, 660 nucleotides long. Lineage: Eukaryota; Fungi; Ascomycota; Pichiomycetes; Serinales; Debaryomycetaceae. The record is from the annotation of a GenBank genome assembly.